CGGAUUGUUGGGGAGAACCUGAGGCAGCCACGCUCCCUGCUGAGCAGUCCGCAAGACAAUGUGGGCCCGCUCCUCCUGGGCUCCUCACUGUGCUUGGUGACACACCACAACAGCCCUGAGGCCCCCCUUCAGGGCCCAAGAUGUCCCCUGGGGCCUUCUGGGUGGCCCUGCUCCUGCUGUUCCUGCUGGUCUGUCCCACACACCAGAAGCCACUGCAGAGCUGGGUCCAGGCAUCCCCGGGGGGAAAUGCCCGCAGCUCACUGGGAUUGUCUGGAGGUGGAGAGGAGGGCGUCUUUGACUUGAAGAUGUUCCUGGAGAACAUGAAGGUGGAUUUCCUGCGCAGCCUUAACCUGAGCGGCAUUCCCUCCCAGGACAAAACCAGAGUGGAGCCACCCCAGUACAUGAUUGACCUGUAUAACAGGUACACCACGGACAAGUCAUCCACUCCGGCCUCCAACAUCGUCCGGAGCUUCAGCGUUGAAGAUGCUAUAUCAACAGCUGCCACAGACGACUUCCCCUUCCAGAAACACAUCCUGCUCUUCAACAUCUCCAUCCCUAGGCACGAGCAGAUCACCAGGGCUGAGCUCCGUCUCUACGUCUCCUGUCAAAAUCAUGUGGACUCCACUCACGGGCUGGAAGGAAACAUGGCUGUUUACGAUGUUCUGGAUGGAGAGGACACUUGGAAUGGUGCCUCGGGGACCAGGACCUUCUUGGUAUCUCAGGACAUUCAGGUUGAAGGCUGGGAGACCUUGGAAGUGUCGAGUGCUGUGAAGCGGUGGGUCAGGGCAGACUCCACCACAAACAAAAACAAGCUAGAAGUAACAGUGGCGAGCCACAGGAAGGGCUGUGAUACGCUGGACAUCAGUGUCCCACCAGGCUCCAAGAACCUGCCCUUCUUUGUCGUCUUCUCCAAUGACCGCAGCAAUGGGACCAAGGAGACCAGACUGGAGCUGAAGGAGAUGAUCGGCCAUGAGCAGGAAACGGUGCUUGUGAAGACACCCAAAACUGGUUACCAGGAGGCAGGUGAGAGCCACGAGGAGGAGGAGGAAGUAGAUGGGCACACAGCUGUGGGACCAUUUUUAGCUAGAAGGAAGAGGAGCACUGGGGCCAGCAGUCACUGCCAGAGGACGUCCCUCAGGGUGAACUUCGAGGACAUUGGCUGGGACAGCUGGAUCAUUGCGCCCAAGGAAUAUGACGCCUAUGAGUGUAAAGGAGGCUGUUUCUUCCCACUGGCUGAUGAUGUGACACCUACAAAACAUGCCAUUGUGCAGACCCUGGUGCAUCUCAAGUUCCCCACGAAGGUGGGCAAAGCCUGCUGUGUUCCCACCAAACUGAGUCCCAUCUCCAUCCUCUACAAGGAUGAUAUGGGGGUACCAACCCUCAAGUACCACUAUGAGGGAAUGAGUGUGGCCGAGUGUGGGUGCAGGUAGUCCCUGCAGCCACCCGGGGUAGGGAUGAAGCACAGGGAAGAGGUCCUGCUAGGAUCCCGCACCCCCAGGCAUGAUGGGGGCUAAAUUGAUCUGGAGCUAUCCUGGAGGGGGAAAAGAAUCACUUUCCCUUCUUGUUCCCAGGGGGUUCCUCUGCUGAAUUGACAGUGACUGGGGUAUGUGGGUCUGAGGGCAAAGUGGGAGACCCUGGAAGGGAUGGUGGCUAGAAAGAUGAUGAAAAGGAAAGGGGAGAAAAGGGGACUGGGGGGGAGCAGAAACUAGCAGAACAUAGGGGUGAGGUGCAGAGCAUCAUGGGAGUUACAGGGUCCAGGAAGCCAAGAAGUGAAGAAGUAGAGGAAGACGUGGGCUCCAUCGCUUCACGUCAUGAUAUUUUCCAGCCCCCACUGAGAUGUGCAUCGUGAGUGCUGAUGGUCAGUUGUGGAAAUCAAAACUCCGCAAUCAAGUUACUGCCACCCGGCGGUCGGCGUCUGCCCCGAGUCUGUGGGGUCCUAAAGCCUGGGACCUUCCCAAGUGCCCCAUGCAGUUGAGCAGGUCACUGUGUACUGCAGGAGUCACUAGAUAUGGAAGGCCCAACACGAGGCCGGGCAGGGCUGAGUCAGGUCCUCAUCCAGCACUUGCUGUGCCCCAGCAUGGCCUGCUUGCUCCAUGCCCGUGCUCAUUUUGUGGCCAUGUGAUUUCUGACAAAGGCCGGCCCCUGAGUAAACAUCCCCAAGCAACCACAGAGUGGAGAGGCAGGCAGUUCAGGACCUUGGCCCUCCGACACUCACUGUGAUCUGAGCUGCUUUCACUACUGGGGCAGUCCUCACAUGUUUCAGGGGUCAUGCAAGGCCACUUGCCUUUAUUCCAAUUCUGUGACCAUCUGGGAGGGACUGCCUAUGACUUGGGCCUCUGAAAUUAUCUACUCUGUCUGGACAGCAGCCCAGGCAGGAACAUCUCCUGCCUGAGGAUCCACCGGGGACAAGGCUGGGGGCUGAAUUUGUUGGGAUCAAAUGUGUUGUUGGUUAACUAUUUGAAACUUGCCUCCUUCCCUUCCUUGGUGACCUGCACUGAAAUGAUCAGAGGUCCAGCCUUACUGGGUGAGGGUUCCUGGCUCUGUUGCUCAUCUACUGCCAUUGACUCGGCCUGCACCUGCCAGCUCCCUUAAGUAGUGUGUCCCCUAGGGAGGACAGGAUUUCCAGUCUUGUACUUCAACCUCUCACCUGACUCUCCCUGUGGCUCAUAGGACUGAUGGGGUAAGGAAGAGCCUGAUACCCUCUGGCCAGGCAGGGCCCCGGGGGGCUUGGAAAGAUCUGGACUGCUCUCAUGGCUUGAUGCUCCCACAUAAUUUAAAACAAUGAUCUACAUUAAAUGUUUCCAUGGAACCAAUGAACAGCUUUAACACAAAA
Molecule: messenger RNA, 2833 nt
Organism: Peromyscus leucopus (white-footed mouse)
Lineage: Eukaryota; Metazoa; Chordata; Mammalia; Rodentia; Cricetidae
Gene: Gdf2
Product: growth differentiation factor 2
Exons: 2
Coding region: 141-1430 (429 amino acids)
Biological process (GO): SMAD protein signal transduction; BMP signaling pathway
Cellular component (GO): extracellular region
Molecular function (GO): cytokine activity; growth factor activity
Source: RefSeq, a predicted model, not a curated record